Musa acuminata AAA Group (dessert banana) is the source of this 2497-nucleotide messenger RNA. RefSeq lists its product as uncharacterized. The record is from RefSeq and is a predicted model, not a curated record. The coding region runs from base 376 to 2163 and encodes 595 amino acids. Gene Ontology annotation, molecular function: protein binding. NCBI's taxonomy places the organism in Eukaryota, Viridiplantae, Streptophyta, Magnoliopsida, Zingiberales, Musaceae. The transcript has 2 exons.
AAGUUGGCCACUAAACACCACUCACUCACGGGCAUCUCUCGCCAUCCUUACUUUCCCAUCGGAAAGAACUCUCCUCCGUCCAUUUCCAUCUUGACGGCCCCCACUUCGCUCCGUAGGUGCCCCUUCAUCCGUCUCAACCGCGACAUCGUACGGAUCAAUUCACUCAGCGACGGAGGUGGACCCCACCACAGACAUCACGAGCCCAAGGAUGCCGCGGUGGCAUCGGUGGUUCUCCUGUACCCUGUCGUCCCCCGAGCUCUACUCCCCUUCUCACCGCAACCAGCCCUCAGUGCCUGCCUCCGCCCUCGCACUCCACCCCUCCCAAACCCAAAAAAUAAAGGAAGAGAAGAGGAGCAACUAAAAGCUCGCUCACCUAUGACUUAUCCCGCCGCCGCCGCUGCCGCAGUCGCAGACGAGGAGGACGAAUCCCCCGAAUCGCCGGCCGAGAACCUCGACCUCAUCCUGCACCAUCUCCUCCCCUUCCUCCUCGCCGCCGCCCUCUCCACCCGGUCCCUCGUCGGCCGGUGGCGGCUCCUACAUUCCAAGCUUUCCUUCCUCGGAGCCGCCCUCGCCGACGCCGCUGCCUCCCCCCACUGGCCCUCCAACCCACUCUUCUGCGAUCAUCUACUCCCCGCCCUCCGCGCCACCCUCCGCUCCCUCCGCGCCCUCUCCGCCCGCUGCCUCGACCCUUCUCUCUCGAGCGGCAAGCUCCGGCUCCAGAGCGACCUCGACGUCGCGGCCUCUGCUCUCACCCUCCACCUCCACGAUCUCCAUCUCCUCCUCCGCUCCGGCCUCCUCCACCACGACGCUUCUCCCCCCAACUCUUCGUCCGCUUCCGACGACGAUGCCGCUAUUGUCCUCCCACUUCCGGGUCCCUCCGCGUCCUGCGCCGAGGUUGUCCUCUUCAUCCGCGACCUCUUUGCCCGCCUCCAGAUCGGCGCCAUCGACCUCAAGCACCAGGCCCUCGACUCCCUUCUCGACCUCGUCGCUGCCGACCCCGCCAAGUUCUCCCGCCUUGUCGCCGAGGAGGGCGACCUCCCGCCCCUCCUCCGCCUCCUCGACGCAUCCGACCACUCCCUCCGCGACCGCGCCGCUGCUGCCGUUUCCCUCCUCGCCUCCGCCUCGGACGCCUCCCGCCGCGCCAUCUUCGAGGAAGGCGUCCUCGGCCCCCUCCUCCGCCUCGUGGAUUCCGGCUCCCCCGCCCUGAAGGAGCGCGCCGCCGCCGCGAUCCAAGCUAUGACCGCCGACCCCGCAUGCGCCUGGGCCGUCUCCGCCUACGGCGGCGUCUCGAUUCUCGUCUCCGCCUGCCACUCUGGGUCCGGCUCUCCCGUCGUCCAGGCCCUCGCCGCCGGAUCCCUCAAGAACGUGGCUGCAAUCGACGACAUCAGGUCCGCCAUGGCGGACGAAGGCGCCGUCCCGGCGCUCGUCGACCUCGUCCUCUCCGGCAACCUCGAGGCCCAGAAGAACGCUGCUCUCUGCCUGGCGUCUCUUGCCUCCAUGGGCGGCGCCGAGAUCCGCGCCGCCAUCAUGCAAGAGAGCGGCCUCCUCCAUCUCCUUCAGUUCCUUCGGGAUGCACCGGACCCGGAAGCAACAGACCACGCCCUGAGAGCGAUCAGCGCCCUCGCUGCCUCUUCCGCGGCCGCCAAGCUCCUCUCUUCGUCGGCGCCCUUCUUCGCGCAACUGACGGAUCUAAUCAAGCGCGGGAGCGCCGGUGUGCAGCAACUCGCCGCGACCCUGGUCGCCGACCUCUCCCCUGGCGAAGACAUCAAGCGAUCGAUGGCAGAGUCGAUGCCGGCGCUGAUCAAGAUGAUGGAAUGCUCGAAGCCAGCUAGCGCGCAGGAGGCGGCGGCGGGGGCACUGACGUCGCUACUCUCCGUCCGGUCGAACCGGAGGGAGCUAUCGAGGGACGAGAAGAGCGUGACGAGGCUAGUCCAGAUGCUGGACCCUAGGAACGAGGCAGUGGGGAAGGAGCUCCCGGUGGCGGUAGCGGUGGCGCUGACGGCCGGCGUCGGGGGCGGGGCACGUAAGCGGAUCGCCGAGGCCGGGGCGUGCCGGCAUCUGCAGAAGCUGGCGGAUGCCGACGUUCCCGGGGCCAAGAAGGCCCUUCAGCGGGUCGCCGGCGGCCGCCUCAAGAACCUGUUCUCCAUCGCGUGGCCCCAGUGACAAACGAUUAAACCCCAAAUCUCGUCUUGAAGGUUAUUGAUGGCGGGAAGGCUAACUGUUGAAGCUCACGAGUAAAAAGAGAGAGAGAGAGAGGUCGUGUGUUCUUUUUCUUAAUUGCAGAUAAGAGUAUAAGUAGUAUUGUUAUAGCGGCAGGUAGUUAGAGCCACCAAAGAGAAGCGAUGCAUGCAUGGAUGCGGAGUUUUAGGGUGUAUCCUUGUGCUGUUUGUGGCUUCUGCUACUUCUCGUAGCUCCUUUAUAUAUUUGUUUGUUGACGUGAUCCGGUGAUGUAGCGUGGGAUUUGUUUGUGCAAUUUUCGAGCUCCUCCUUUCUUUUA